Molecule: messenger RNA, 5400 nt
Organism: Cavia porcellus (domestic guinea pig)
Lineage: Eukaryota; Metazoa; Chordata; Mammalia; Rodentia; Caviidae
Gene: Frmd3
Product: FERM domain containing 3
Exons: 14
Coding region: 507-2297 (596 amino acids)
Cellular component (GO): cytoskeleton
Molecular function (GO): cytoskeletal protein binding
Source: RefSeq, a predicted model, not a curated record
CUGGUGGUGUUCCUGGAGUGACUACGCACGGGCCUCCAGUCGUUGUGGGGCUCGCGCAGCUCCCGGUCUUCGCCCGGGCCGCAUUCCCGUGCGUGGAUCCGUGUCACUCAGGCGCCGGGCAGGGACAGGCACGACCCGGGCCGGGGCAACAGCGGCUGGCGUGGGGAGGAGGCGGCGAGGCGGGGAUGCGGCCGGGGCGGGCCUGACGCAACCGCGGCGCCGAGCAGCACCGCAGGGCCCGGGCCGCGUCCCGCCCUCCCCCACCGCGCAGGGGUGCGUGGCGCCGCGGGGUCGCGGCUCGGUCUUCGGCUGGAGCCGGCGCAGGGGGCGCACGAGCGCCGCGGGGAGGCAGAGGGCGCGGCGCAGCGCGGGAGGCCGGGACCCGCCCCAGGCGCACGUGUGGCCGCGGGCGCCGCCGCCGAGCUCUCCCGGGGGCCGCGCCCCGGUCGGGCGGUGCGUGGCGAGGGUGCCCGCCCAGCCUGCGCCCACCCCCCGCGCCGCGGUGCAUGUUAGCCUCUUGCCGCUGUGUGCCGAGAGGCGGCGGGACCAUGAAGAUGAUCCACUUUCGGAGCUCCAGCGUCAAAUCGCUCAACCAGGAGAUGAAAUGCACCAUCCGGCUGCUGGACGACUCGGAGAUCUCCUGCCACAUCCAGCGGGAGACCAAGGGGCAGUUUCUUAUUGACCACAUAUGCAACUACUACAGCCUGCUGGAGAAGGACUACUUUGGCAUUCGCUAUGUGGACCCAGAGAAGCAGAGGCACUGGCUUGAACCUAACAAGUCCAUCUUCAAGCAAAUGAAAUCUCAUCCACCAUACACCAUGUGCUUUAGAGUGAAAUUCUACCCACAUGAACCCUUGAAGAUUAAAGAAGAGCUCACAAGGUACCUUUUGUAUUUACAAAUCAAACGUGAUAUUUUUCAUGGUCGAUUGCUGUGCUCCUUUUCCGAUGCUGCCUACCUGGGUGCCUGUAUCAUUCAAGCCGAGCUUGGUGAUUAUGAUCCUGAUGAGCAUCUUGAGAAUUACAUAAGUGAGUUUGAGAUUUUCCCCAAGCAGUCACAGAAGCUGGAGAGAAAAAUCAUGGAAGUUCAUAAAAACGAACUCAGAGGCCAGAGCCCGCCGGUGGCUGAGUUUAACUUACUCCUGAAAGCUCACACUUUGGAAACUUAUGGGGUGGAUCCUCACCCAUGCAAGGAUUCAACAGGAGCAACAACAUUUUUAGGAUUCACUGCUACAGGCUUUGUGGUAUUCCAGGGAAAUAAGAGAAUCCACUUGAUAAAAUGGCCGGAUGUCUGCAAACUGAAGUUUGAAGGAAAGACAUUUUAUGUGAUUGGCACACAGAAGGAGAAAAAAGCCAUGUUGGCAUUCCACACGUCGACACCAGCUGCCUGCAAGCAUCUCUGGAAGUGUGGGGUGGAGAACCAGGCCUUUUAUAAGUAUGCGAAGUCCAGUCAGAUCAAGACUGUGUCAAGCAGCAAGAUAUUUUUUAAAGGAAGUAGAUUUCGAUAUAGUGGCAAAGUUGCUAAAGAAGUGGUGGAGGCAAGCUCCAGAAUCCAGAGGGAGCCUCCUGAGGUGCACAGAGUCAGCAUCACUCAGAGCCGCAGUUCCCACUCCUUGAACAAGCAGCUCAUCAUCAACAUGGAGCCCCUGCAGCCCCUGCUUCCUUCCCCCAUCGAGCAGGAUGAGGAGCUUCCCCUGGGUGAGGGUGCCCCGUUGCCUAAAGAGGACAGGUCUGCUCCCUUGAUCUCCAGCUCCCCAGUAAAGGAAGCCCGGGUGUAUGAAGAUCCCCCAAGUGAAGAAGGAGAUAAAAUCAAAGAGGAGCCCUUAACCAUCUCUGAACUAGCAUACAACCCAAGUGCCAGCUUGCUCCCCACUCCCGUUGAUGAUGAUGAAAUUGAUAUGCUAUUUGACUGUUCAUCUAGGCUUGAGUUGGAAAGAGAAGACACAGAUUCAUUUGAGGAACUGGACGCAGAUGAAAAUGCCUUUUUGAUUGCCGAGGAAGAGGAGCUGAAAGAGGCUCGCCGAGCUUUGUCCUGGAGCUAUGACAUUCUGACCGGCCACUUUCGGGUGAAUCCACUGGUCAAGAGUUUUUCCAGGCUUCUUGUGGUGGGCCUGGGACUGCUGCUCUUUGUAUUUCCCCUGCUCCUCCUCCUUUUGGAGUCAGGUAUUGAUCUCUCCUUCUUAUGUGAAAUCCGCCAGACACCAGAGUUUGAGCAGUUUCACUAUGAAUACUACUGUCCCCUCAAGGAGUGGGUGGCUGGGAAGGUCAGCCUCAUGCUCUACAUGCUGGGGUGCUCCUGAGGGUAAUGCCUUGCACGCUAAGGGCUAUAUUCAAUACUAGUGAGUUCUCUUUUCAGUAGAGGCCUGGUUCUGAACGGUCAUGGGGUCAUCAACAGGUGAUCCUUUCUCAUGACUAAUUACUCCUGUUCUUAAGUUAACUUUCCAUAAUUCAACAUAUUUAAAUUAAGUUUAAAUCAAUUAUAGACAUUUUAGUUAUAGGCCAAAAAGAUGGCCCUUAAACAAAAACAUGUUUACUUUUUAAUGUACGAUAGACACCUUUAUCUGUUCUAUCAUAAUCCAUAAUGAUAUAUUGGACAGAUUCAGUUUUCCUGCUUUUAGUAGUUGGCACCACUACAAGCUGUAAGAUUCAGAAUCAGAAUUUUAAGAAAAACCCAAAGGAAAGUUUUUGAAUAUAAUCCUUAGUGAACACAAUGUCUUCUAACCAAUGCCUAUACAACUAAAUUUAUGCUGGGCUUUUCUUUUUGUUUUUUAAAAAUAUUUUUAUGUGUUCAAACUAUUUUGGUAAAUUUUUAGCAAAAAAAAAAGAAAAAAAACACAAACAAAAAACAAGCCUCUCAAAAUAAUUUACAUAUACAGAUUGCAAGACUAAUGCAUAAAGGCAUAUCAGGAAUUUUUUAAUGUUUUGGCAGUGGUUUGUUUUUUAAACUAUUUUUGGCUGAACAAUCUCAUAAUUUGUUAUUACCUGCAUAUUUAAUAUAGAAAAAUGGGUAGAAAGACACUGUAGCAAUCAAGCCCCCCAAAGAGAUGAUGCAGCUGGAGGAUGUAGAACUGAGAGCCCUGAGUUGACUCAAGGAGGUCCAUUUUUCAAAAUUUUGGACAAUUUUGGAUUUGGUGUUUUCCUUUUGCAUUUUGUCCACAUAGUUGGGCCUGGGCAAGCAGAUUGUUCUUAAAGGAAAGUGAAACUGUAAGGGAAAAAAUGGUGAAAGAUAAUAGUAGUUAACUGCUUAUUGUACAGUAGCGUGAGAAUGGAAGCAGAUGAGAGUCGGACAGAUAGAAAGUGGCAAAAGACAGUUUUGGUGAGAGCAGUAGGCAAGUGUGGUAGAUGGAUGGGGCUUUUAUGAAAGUGAUAAUGAUGCAAGGCAUACAGCAAUGUAAAGAGUAAGUGCCCUUGCUGUUUGAGGUGACAUGAAUGCAUUCAAGUGGAUAUGAAUAAAGGUGAAGAAACUUUAAGGUAAAUUUCCAUUCCUUCAUGCCAUUCCUUGUGAUUUUGUGGGAAAAAAAAAACUUCAAAAAGUGUGAUAUGUGUGUGUGUGUGAGAGAGAGAGAGACAGACAGAGACAGAGACAGAGAGAGACAGAGACAGAGACAGAGACAGAGAGAGAGAGAAUAAAUAUCCUCUCAUGCAAAUGAUCGUCCUUUGUGUAUAUUCUUAUCCUUGCCUGGUUUGCUCAAAAGCAUAAUAGCUCAUUCAUAAUCAGGGCUUUCACUGCAAAAGUGGAGAGAGCUCAUCAGAUGACCAAUCAGUUCAACCUUGGUGAAGGAGACAACAGAAGGAGCAAAUAAGCAGACAACACAGGACCCAAAUCCUCUAGUACCUUACUUCCUACCAUCAAAUCCAGGAGAAGCCGGUCUGAUGCCUCCCUGUGCAGAGCACGGAGCAGCAAGGGAGAGAGAGGAGCCUGGAUUCCCAGCGUAGAACACAGGGUUGCUCCAGGAGUUGAGAACAUGCCAUUACCUUCACUUACAAAGAGAUGUGGCCCACCUGUGAUCUCUCCCUAACUCAAUGACACUUUCACUCUAUUAGUGUAAUUUCCAAGUUGGGCGUUCCAGUCUUGGUCAUUCAAUGGAGCUCUGCAUGAUUCAUUAAGCAUUUAAUUUUGCAGACAAGUUUCAAAAAGCAGUUCAUGAGGCCUUCUGCUGAACACAUUAUAAUAUAUACUUGCUACUGAGUUUGCAUGGUUGUCUUCUGAUGGACUUUCAUACUGAUAAAGAAAUACAGUUUCUUUGGUUGUAACCCGCAACAGUAAGUUAAUUUUUCCCCUUUUCUCACAUGACAUGAUUUCUAAUUCAUCCUCUGUAAUGAAAGGAUGAUCCAAUGUAGUCUCCAUAAAUUAGUCUUCCUUCAAAUUGUACAUCAUGUUUUUCUAACCAAAACAAACCAUCAAGCCUUUACCUAUUAAAAUGAUAUUAAAUAGUUUUUAACAUUACGGAAGUAGUAUAUUUUCCAUUGUAAAGUAUUUGAACAACACAAGACAAAUAUCACAUACAAUCUAACUACACAGAUUCAUAUUAAGAAGAUACAUAUCCAGCUAGCAUCUCUUUUCUCCUAGACUUUAUUGUGAAGGAGAAAUGCUUUCAGGUAAAGCAGUUAACAGGAUAGGGUCUGCUGAAUUUCAACAAUAGCCAUUAAAAGUAAAACUGGGAACAUGGAAAGCCAUUUAAUUGGCAUAGAAUCACAGCCUUUGAGAAAUGCUCAUUUAAGUUUUGUUAGAAGGCUGCACUGGUUGCCUGAAUCAAAUGAGGAGAACAUUACUUCUAAAGAUGAGCAGUAUACAACUUAGUAAGAUACACAGUUCAAAGCAAGUGUGUGAGUAUAUGUAUAUUCCAUAUUAUUGGUGUAUGUGUGUUUAUAUAUAAACCUGUACAUAUGUGUGCAUUUGUAUAGACACAACCAAUAUGCUUUUCAUAUGUAGGUGUGCUUAUUUUGUCCCAGCUGAGGAAAUUGUUCCUUUUCCUCUCAGAUAUCACAGUGAGUAAAAUCACAUCCUCAAAGAUCUAAAAUUUCCAGAAAAUUACUGUGUGUAUAUUUGCAAACUUGUACACACAUAUGGCAAAUACAUAUACACACACAGUCUUAUCUUUAAUGGUAAUGCAAGUUGGGUUAUGAAAAUGAUGUAGGUAAAGUAUGUAUUUCUAUCUGUGCUUGGAGCAUAUUGUAAAAUGUUAUGUAUUUGGAGUAUAUUUUGUGGUUUGUCUAAUAUUUAUAAACAUAACUGUGGGGAGAAAUUCACAAUGAGUUGAAAUCCAGAGAUAUGGGGCCAUGUUACUGUGAAUGGAGCCUUAUCUUUGUAUAGUGAAGUUUGCAUUUCUAUGUCAACAUCCAAAUUGUUUUAUAUGUUAAUAUGGUAGCAGGAAUCCCUAAUAAAACUACUCUGGGGUAAAA